Messenger RNA from Paramuricea clavata, 2887 nucleotides. Lineage: Eukaryota; Metazoa; Cnidaria; Anthozoa; Malacalcyonacea; Plexauridae. The record is from the annotation of a GenBank genome assembly.
AUGAAUCUAAAGUAUCGUAAAUCUACUGGAUGUCCUUCGAACAAGAUCGCUUUCUGGCUGGUGACUUUGGCCGUCAUUUGGAUAUCCUCUAGACCUGAUCUGUGCUGCCAUAACUGCGUGAAUACAGAUUCUGGGUUUUGUGAUGUAAUCAAUGCACGAUCGAUCGAUAUCAGUCGUUUCACUUUGCUGCCUGUUUUGGUUAAUCGAUUCCGCAAGUUCAACAAACGUGUUAUUGCUCCUCUUCACUGUCAUCAGUCCACUUGGAACAAACACGGUUAUCUAUGUUCCUCACCUCCUGAUUUUGAUCCCGAUAUAGAUAUAACCAUUUACAUGGAUAUCGCCACCAACCCUGGUCCUGUUCCACCUAGUAGAACUGACAAUAACAAUCUAAAAGUCCUGUAUUUAAAUGCUCGAAGUAUAAAGUCUUUCAUCUCUAUUGACAACAACUCUUCCAACAAAGUUUGCAAAAUAACUUUACUUCAAGAAUUGGUUUAUGGGGAUCAUUACGAAGUGGUCUGUAUCUGCGAGACGUGGUUAAACAAUACUAUCCUUGACUCAGAACUUCUUCCGGGCUUCAAUAUCUCUCGACAAGAUAGAAUGGGUAAGAUCGGCGGCGGUGUGUUGAUUGCAGUAAAAGAAGGCUUACAAGCUACUCGGCGUUGUGACCUCGAAAGAAAUGGUAUUGAAUUAUUGGUUGUACAACUCAAUAAAGCGAACAAUAAACUGGUCAUUCUUUACGUAUACUAUCAUCCUCCUGGUACUUGUUCUGACGGUCUUAAUCUUUUAAACGAUUCACUGCUUAGUAAUCCGGAAUCUAGUUGCAUCGUGUUAGUUGUUAAUAUUCCUUUUACCUCAUGGUCAGAUAAUAGUUCAACUCCAAAUAAUUCUGGUGGAUGUGUGAAUGGGGACGUCCUUUGUGAACUUAUAAGAGAUAAUUUUCUGCAUCAAUUUAUAGAGGGUCCAACCCACCGUGCUGGAAAUAAGCUUGAUCUGUUGUUUUGUAAUCGGGCUGAGACGAUAUCAGAUGUACUAACCUCUCCCUCUAACGAACACAACUUCCCAACCGAUCAUCACAUCAUCGAAUUCAGCAUAUGUACGAAGUUCACAAGAGCAAAACCUGUGCGACGUGUGGUUUAUGACUACAGACAAGUUGACUUUCCUGCACUACGUAGAGCUCUGACUGAAGCAUGUUUAGACAUACCUCUCACGGACGAUAUCGACAAAUGUUGGGAGCUGUGGAAGGACAAUUUUUUAUCCAUCGUCACCAGUUUUAUUCCAACUAAGAUUGUGAAGGACACCAACUCUCCUCCCUGGAUUGAUGGCGAAGUUCGUCAUCUGAUACGUAAGAAAUAUACUGCUUUACGGAACUAUAGAAAGAACAAAACAGCGGAACGAAAACUCAAGUUGCGUACUUUGUGUCAGCAGAUCAAGUAUGCAAUUAGAGCUAAACAUAAAAUAUAUCUUGCGAAGAUCGAAGCAUCGUUCAAGGAAAAACCCAAAAUAUUCUGGAAAUAUCAUAAAGCAAUACUUAAUUUCCGUUCCGCUCUAAAUCCUGUUAUAACUUUUAAUAACCAUAUAGCGAAGUCUCCAAGAGAAAAAGCAGAACUUUUCAAUACAUAUUCUGUGUUUCGUCCAACUAAAACUACCGUGAACCCUGAAGUAUCCACCUCUUUGCCGCUGACCUCUACCCAAUUGUCAGAUAUAACCAUCUCAGAAGAAGAUGUUGUGCAGCAUCUAUCAGUCUUGGGUCCAUCUAAAGCCACUGGUCCUGAUGGCAUUCCCGGUCGGGUUCUAAAGGAAUGUAGUUCUGUCAUUGCUCCAAGCCUUUGCUCACUUUUCAAUCAUUCUCUUCAUUCUGGAACUGUACCUUCUGAAUCCGCUAAUGUAACACCAGUACAUAAGAAAGAUAAGAAAGAACCUGGUACCAACUACCGACCCAUAUCACUGUUAUGCAUUAUUAGCAAAGUCUUGGAGCGAUGCGUUUGCAAUCGAUUUUACGAUCAUGUUCGGGAAAUGAUCAAUAAAGCACAGCACGGUUUUCUCCAUGGACGAUCAUGCGUGACACAACUUCUGUCCACUCUACAUCAUAUUGGACAAUUACUAGACAGAAAUAUCCAGACAGACGUUCUUUUUCUAGAUUUUGCUAAGGCCUUCGAUUCCGUUGAUCAUGGUAUCCUAUUGAAGAAACUGAAGGCUUAUGGUAUAUCAGGCAACCUUUACAAUUGGUUCACUGACUAUUUACGUGGACGUACUCAGCGUGUUGUUGUCGAAGGUGUUGCUUCAGAAUGGUCUCCAGUCACCUCAGGUGUCCCACAGGGGAGUAUCUUAGGCCCCAUGCUUUUCCUUCUAUUCAUCAAUAAUCUCCCUGAUGUAAUACCUCCAACAACUUCAACAGGGCUAUAUGCUGACGACACAAAGCUGUAUACGGCAAUAACAUCUCGCCAGGAUUGCGAUAAUCUACAAGAAGCUUUGUCAUACGUUGACGAUUGGAGUAAGGAAUCCAACAUUAACUUCAACACGUCUAAGUGCAAAGCCCUGACAAUAUCCCGACGUAAACAACCGAUUGUGUUAAAUUACCAUCUUUGGUCCGCAGAAUUGAUACGCGUAGAUAGCGAAGUUGAUCUAGGGAUCACCGUUACCAGUAAUCUCUCCUGGAAUAGGCACAUUACAAAACUUGUUACGAAGGCAAAUUCAACGCUGGGUUUAUUACGGAAAACUUGUCCCAUGUUAACGAAUUGCGAUGCUCGAAGAACUUUAUACCUGUUACUUGUGAAAUCACAACUAUCUUAUGCCACAGAGAUCUGGUCUCCGUAUCAGUCGCUUAAGAGAAUUAGCUUGGAAAAACUACAAAGACGCGCCACGAGAUGGAUCCUCCAAGUGAAGAAAG